CAAGCUUUUUGUAAGAAAAAUAAAAAUAAAAAUAAGCCGAGUUAGUUUGAAGAAAUCGCUGAAGUUAUAAAAUGAAGUCCACAACUGUAACAUGUAUCGCAAUUGUGAUAAUCGUUGUGUCGUCUUUGGCUCCGACCAAAGCAGUCGCGGAAGAGGAGAAAGUGACAUGUGACAUUCUACAACUUCAGCCAUGCCUACCAGCAGCACAAACCGGAAGUAAACCAACGACGGAAUGUUGCGGAAAAUUAAAAGAACAAGAGUCAUGUCUGUGUGGUUACACAAAAAACCCAGCGUAUAGUCCAUAUUUUUCAGCCGAUAUUGCUCACAGAAUCUUAGAGGCUUGUGCUAUACCUUAUCCUACUUGUUGAAGGUUAAAAUAUUUGUAAAAUAGUUAUUAUGUUAAGAUAAUAAGAUUGUAUGCAAUAGUAUUUGAUCAUUAAGAGUUUAAUGCAUCA
Messenger RNA from Eutrema salsugineum, 455 nucleotides. Its product is annotated as non-specific lipid-transfer protein 2. NCBI's taxonomy places the organism in Eukaryota, Viridiplantae, Streptophyta, Magnoliopsida, Brassicales, Brassicaceae. Gene Ontology annotation, biological process: lipid transport. The transcript has a single exon. Bases 72 to 368 code for a protein of 98 amino acids. The record is from RefSeq and is a predicted model, not a curated record.